Messenger RNA from Toxotes jaculatrix (banded archerfish), 972 nucleotides. RefSeq names its product trace amine-associated receptor 1-like. Gene Ontology annotation, molecular function: trace-amine receptor activity. Lineage: Eukaryota; Metazoa; Chordata; Actinopteri; Toxotidae. Gene Ontology annotation, biological process: G protein-coupled receptor signaling pathway. Gene Ontology annotation, cellular component: membrane. The record is from RefSeq and is a predicted model, not a curated record. The transcript has 3 exons. Bases 1 to 972 code for a protein of 323 amino acids.
AUGGUCCAUGUGGCCAGCUGUUCAUCCACCCCUGCCCCCUCCAGCUUCCCUCACAGCAGCGCUGGCUGGAUGGUGUUGAAAGCACUGGAAAAAUCAGAAAACAUGACCCUCACAGAGCUCCCAGCGGUCUCAAGCCGCCCUUCUGUUAUAUGUGUUUUAUUGUAUGUCUUCCUUAGUUUAUUAGCUGUUGUCACAAUAUGUGGAAACCUUCUGGUUAUAAUCUCCAUCAUUUACUUCAAACAGCUCCACACUCCAACAAAUUAUCUUGUUCUCUCUCUGGCUGUGACUGACCUGCUUGUUGGGGUUUUAGUUUUUCCUUUCAGCAUGGUGUUCUCUCUCAGCUCCUGUCUGUAUCAUGAAGAUUUAUUUUACAGAUAUUACGCAGUGUGUCAGCCUCUGACAUACAGGACUAAAAUAAAUGGUCGUGUUGUUGUGAUCAUGAUUCUGGUAAACUGGAGUAUUUCUGUCCUGACUGGAAUUGGUAUAAUAAUAGCAGGACUGAACCAUGAAAACUGUGAAGAAGACUGUUCUGUGGAUGUUCUUCUACCAAACACUUUGGGGCCUACCUUUUCAUUUUAUCUACCCGCUGUUGUGAUGCUCUGUAUCUACCUGAAGAUUUUCCUUGUUGCACAGAGACAGGCUCGCAGCAUCCAGAACACAACCUGUCAGAGCACAAAGUCUGGAGAAGCUGUCAGUAAGAUGGAGAGAAAGGCCACAAAAACUCUGGCUACAGUUAUGGGAGUUUUCCUGAUCUGCUGGACUCCUCUUUUUCUUUGUAUAACUUUUGUGCCUUUUAGUAAUAAUUCAGUACCAGUCCCUGUGAUUGAGACUCUUAACUGGAUUACCUUAGCAAAUUCAAUGCUUAAUCCAUUCAUUUAUGCUUUCUUUUACAGCUGGUUCAGGUCGGCAUUCAGAAUGAUCAUGUCUGGAAAGGUAUUUCAGGGUGAUUUUACUAACUUCACACUGUCUUGA